Stylonychia lemnae is the source of this 762-nucleotide messenger RNA. Lineage: Eukaryota; Ciliophora; Spirotrichea; Sporadotrichida; Oxytrichidae. The record is from the annotation of a GenBank genome assembly.
AUGGAAUACUCUAAAUUAGCUGAAAAUGAUCCACUCUAAAGUUCUGAGAAUGAGUCAAAUGCAAAUUUGAACCAGCCUUUCAAAUAGAAUAUGUAAAUAAAUACAACUAUUUACGAUUAUCAUAGUUUUAACUAAAAAACUGCGAAUCAAAACGAGGAGGAAAAAAAAUCUGCACCGUCAUCAGGGGCAAAUAAAGACCACGCGUCUGCUGGAUCUGCUGGAGGGGCAAAAUUUGAAUGCAAUAUAUGUUUAGACAUUGCUAAUGAACCAGUUGUUAGCACUUGUGGGCAUCUAUAUUGCUGGGUAUGCAUAUUCCAAUGGAUAAAUCAGCCGAAGGAGACCUUGCUCUGUCCUGUAUGUAAAAGUGGUAUAUCAAAAGAAACUCUAAUACCCAUUUAUACUAAAGGAUCAUAAGAGGACCCAAGGACUAAGGCAGGCUAGGAAGUUCCUAAGAGACCAGCUGGUCAACGUUAAGGUCCUGUACCCAAUCAAAAUUUCAAUCAAGGUGGGGGUUUGUUUGGAAAUAAUCAUUCAGGAAGUGGUUUCGUGAUGGGACUUGGAAUAUUCCCUGCGCUUUUCACUUUAAAUUUCAAUUGGGAUGAUAUUUUCGGAUAAAAUAAUCUGGGUAGAGGGAAUGGUGCAAAUGCAGCUAACAAUGAGGAGACAAGAGAGUAACAGCUAUAGAGACUAUUACUAAUCUUUAUGUUCUUCAUGUUUAUGAGCUUUGUUUUUUUCGGAGGUGAUGUCUUUCUCACCUUUUGA